AUGUUGAAAUAUUUGUUAAGAGAUAAGUCUGCCAAUAGUAUAAGAGGAAAUACUUAUCCCCAAGUUCCUCCAUGUCAUAGGGGUCCGACCAGCCCUUUUCCCAAAGAUAGCCUGCGAUUCGCUCCUCAAGCCUUUUCUCUCGCAGUGGAAAUCUUCCUAUAUUUGCUUCACUGCAUUAGUCUCAUUGGCUACAGAACUAGCAAUGUUCAUUGGCAAACAUAUCAUGGUGAUUGCAACUACUUCUUUACUCAGGCCUUAAUUUUAUCGAGUCAAAUUUCGAUUCUGCUAUUGAGUACAACCAUUGAUAGACAGAGGAUGGAAGAUCAUGCCAACUAUUACCAAACUAGCUCAAUUUAUAGCUUUCUUAUAAUGGUUUUUAUCUUUUGUGAUAUUUUUUCCCAAAAAACAUGUAUUGGCUCCAAGGGGAGAAAAUUAUUCUCUUGGAUGCUUCCACCUAUGCAAUGGUCUUAUGAAUGUUACUUGUUAAUGGAUAUGAUGUUUCUUUAUUAGAGCCACCAAUGACUUUCUCAUUUUAUUUA
This is a messenger RNA of Cucumis melo (muskmelon), 539 nucleotides long. RefSeq lists its product as uncharacterized. The record is from RefSeq and is a predicted model, not a curated record. The coding region runs from base 1 to 510 and encodes 169 amino acids. NCBI's taxonomy places the organism in Eukaryota, Viridiplantae, Streptophyta, Magnoliopsida, Cucurbitales, Cucurbitaceae. The transcript has 3 exons.